AUGGUAGUAACGACUGCUUAUGAAGAAACCAAUGCAACGACAGCUUUUGAAUUCAGCCACUAUGGCUAUCGAAUUCUGGCAGCAAGUAUUUUGUGUCUCAUGACAGUUGUAGGUGUCGUCGGGAACAGCCUCGUCAUCAUAGCGGUGUAUUUCUCAAAUAAACUCCAAACUACAACAAACGUCUUUGUGGCAUGCCUAGCAGUGACAGAUCUUCUGAAUUGCCUUUUCUUUCCUGUGCAGGUUGUUUCUGUACUCACCCGCAAUGGUCCGCCACCGAUCGGGUCUUUGUGCGCCAUUGCAGGAGGGAUCAUCAUCACUACCAAUGUAACAAGCAUUGUCCUUUUGACGAUGAUUGCCUUGAACAGAUGGAUCAAAAUCACUCGAUCACACCAUACUUAUACACGAGUAUAUACUCGAAGGAAUCUCGUGUUGAUGGUCAUCAUAAGCUGGAUCUAUCCACUUAUUUCCAUGAUCAUUCCCCAGAUCGCUGGCCAGGGAAGCCUGGGAUAUUCAAAACGUUAUAAGACCUGCGUCUGGAGCGAUGAACAACAAGACGACUUUUUCAUGCCGAUGGUGUUUUCAUUCUCCGUCAUGUCGGCUUUUGUGGUGAUAACCUCGAGUUAUGUCAGCAUCGCUUUCCACGUUCGCAGGCAAGCUCGUCGGAUAGCUGUCACGCGAAGCAAUCCAACCAAAGCUUCUAGGCAGAAUAACCAAAAUGAUGUUUCAACCACAGGCCUCCCUCCGAUUUCCACGCUAAACACGGGAGCCCUUCAGAUAGUCGAGCCACAACAACACGCCAAUCCAUGGAACGCACGGGAAAUAAGAGUGACCAAAAAUCUUGCCACUGUCGUCUGUGUAUUCUACGUGUUGGUCUUGCCUUAUGGCGUCUGUUCCAUCGUCCCCGAUAGCUACAUUCCCUUUAUCUGCUUCUCAAUUCUGAUUCUUAGCAAUUCCAUAGUCAAUCCUAUUAUUUAUGCUUUCAAACAUCCCGUUUUCAGUCAGGUUUUCAUCUAUAUCUUUAAGUGUCGCUUGGACAGCUUGCCAGAGCCUUCCCGUGGAUUAAGGUACAUCUUGCGACAUCGUUAA
This is a messenger RNA of Lytechinus variegatus (green sea urchin), 1086 nucleotides long. RefSeq names its product adenosine receptor A1-like. Gene Ontology annotation, cellular component: membrane. Gene Ontology annotation, biological process: G protein-coupled receptor signaling pathway. The record is from RefSeq and is a predicted model, not a curated record. Lineage: Eukaryota; Metazoa; Echinodermata; Echinoidea; Temnopleuroida; Toxopneustidae. Bases 1 to 1086 code for a protein of 361 amino acids. The transcript has a single exon. Gene Ontology annotation, molecular function: G protein-coupled receptor activity.